Messenger RNA from Notodromas monacha, 1230 nucleotides. The record is from the annotation of a GenBank genome assembly. NCBI's taxonomy places the organism in Eukaryota, Metazoa, Arthropoda, Ostracoda, Podocopida, Cyprididae.
AAAACCCUGAUGCAAUUACAAUACUUUAUUAUUAUCACAGUUGAUGUUCAUGCUGUGAUUGGGAAGCCAUCCCCAACUGGGAGCUGGUUCCAGGUUUUGUUGGCGGCCCAACAAGAUGACGCUGUUCCCAUUCGUCGGCAAUACAAACAGUUGUUGGAAUAUGACACGGAAAACCCAGUGGCCCUUGCAACAGCAGCAAAAUCCCCGGAAACGAGAGAAAAAUACAGCGGGGAAUUGGACGACGCCGGGAAACCCGUGAUAAUCAGCCACAACUACAAAGAACAUCACCUGAGUGCCAAAGACCGCCAGCAGAUAUUUGAGGCGCCGUUUCAUCUCCUGAACGCGGAUAAGGGCGAGGUCACGUAUUAUCAAAUUGCGUCGCCGUUUCGCCGCCACGACUUCCGCCUCCCAAAGGACCCGCUCAUCCUGGCCUCGAAAUCUUGAUUUAAUUUCCAAUUGUGCGUAUGAUUGUGCCAUUCCCAUUAGAAAUUGUUUAUGCAUUGCUGCUCAAAAAUGGCUGGUUCAUGCCUCAUCGACGCCAUGUGAUUUAUUUCUUUUGUCAUCACACUCUGUGUUGGAUGAUGGUUGAAAUGAGUUUUUUUUUAUUUUUUUAUAUAUGAUCAUGAAAAUAACCCUUUGGUACAUGAUAUCAUAGCUCUUUUGACUAAGUCACGGUUAAAUUGUCAAUGAUGUCUGAGCAAUGCAAUUUCUGCAGCAUAAAUACAUUAGUUAAUGCAUUGCCAGAGCACCACGUUUUCUUAUGCCUAUGCAUUCCAUUUACUGAAAUGAGCUUCAAAAAGAUCUGGGACUCUUGUAAUUAAAUGAAAAGACUCCCAAAUCUUAGAGGACCAAGGUGAACUAUGAAAUUUAUAUGAUUUCUCCUCAAAAGAUGUUCUCCAAAUUGUUUAAUCAAUAUAACUAAAACUUAUUUGGGAGCCAGACUGAACACCUUGUGCUUUAAUUUGUGUUCAGUAAUUGCCUCAUGUAGAAAUUUUUUUAUUACUAAUAUUUUCUUUUUGUAAUUGGGAAGGGAAGAAAGUGUAAGCAUUUAGAACAGUUGUGCAAUUGGGCUUUUUGGGAUGUAUUUUCUUUUAUUUUGAUAUUCAUAUGCAGCUUAUUUCUCUGUUCACCAUCCUGAUUUGAUGGACUGUGUUGAAAUGAAUGUGGAUGGGGAAGGGGUUUGGAUGUGGGAACGUUGCUUGAACCUUAUGAAUGAUGAAAUGCUGUGGA